GGGAUUUUUUUUUAGAAAUGUCAUAGUAUGGAGGCGUGAACGUCAAAUUGUUUUCAACAUAUUACUUCAAUUAUACAAUAGCAUUGUUGGUGACAUUAUUAGAAAAAAUGUCUUCUUCACAGGAUUCUUGCUACAUCUCCCUUUUAGGAUUGGCUGAAUACUUUCGCACAUCAAAUCCACCGGAAAUACGAAAGAGUAUACAAUGUUUGCAAGCAUUAAAUUCUCUUCAUCCGCCACAGAAAGUAGAAGCUCGAACGAAUCUCCAGAUUGGACAACUUUUAAUGGCCCAUACGAGUAACUAUGAUUUGGCUCGAUUUCACCUGGAACAAGCGUGGACACUAGCAGAAAAUAUUGUUGCAUUUGAUGAUGUAAAAUUUGUAACAGCUAGCCUUUUGGCACAGUUAUAUCAGCAACAAGAAGACGUCAGCUCGCUCCCGAAAUCGAAUAAAGUUCUUAGAAAGGCAAUUGAACUUUCACAGUCCAAUUUUUACUGGCAUAGUCGAUUGCUUCUUCAGCUUGCUCAACUUCACGCGUCAAACAAACAAUUUAUACUUGCAACUGAACUUCUAUCUGUGGGUAUUGAUGUCAGCGAGGAAUACAAUGCCGUUUUUAUGAAAAUCCUUUUUAUGCUGAGCAAAGCAAUGAUUUUAAUUGUUGUACGAAGGACUAAUGAAGUUACAACUAUUCUUAGUCUAGCAGGAGCUAUUAUAGAGACACAGCUCCACAAUUUACACCAGAAGGAAUACAUUAAGGUAUUUUUUCUUGUUCUCCAAGUAUGCUACUAUCUCGUGAUUGGACAGGUGAAAACGGUUAAACCGUAUCUAAAACUUCUUCAGCAAAGUAUUCAGAUAAUCAUGGCACCAAAUUUUCCUUCAGACGAAGGUGUAGCCAGUUGUGGAAACACAACUGAGAAUAUAAUGUGGCUUCCGAAGGAACAGCUCUACGUUCUCGUAUAUCUGGUAACAGUAUCUCAUUCAAUGAUGGCUGGAUACAUGGAUAAGGCACAGAAGUAUACGGAAAAAGCGUUGUCACAAAUUGACAAGCUUAAGCAGGCAAAGAAACAGCCAAUCCUCUAUGUCUUUCAGAUAAUCCUUAUGGAGAAUAUUAUUAUGUGUCGUUUAGUGAUGGGAAAUAAGUUCAUUGCCAUACAGGAAAUAGCUUUUGCACGCGAUAUUUGCCUACAAUCACCCAAUAGUCAACUAGUCGUAACUCAUUUGGCUCAGCUACAUUGCCUUCUUGGCCUCUACUCAAUGUCUAUAAGCUUAUUUGAGCACGCUGAGAGACAGUUUAUUAGUUGCAUUGAUGAAACACAUGACAGAGAACUAAAACUUUUUGCUAAUCUUAAUCUGGCAAUAGUGUAUUUGCGAACAAAACGAGAACAGCAGCUGGGUUUAAUUCUCGAAGCAAUAUCAGUAGAGAGUGCACAUUCAUUACACAAUCAAGCACUUCUUGGAAGUUUCUACUACAUUCAGGGACUGAAUUCUUUUUAUAAAAGUAAUUUUCAUGAUGCAAAGCGUUUUUUGCGUGAGACACUCAAAAUGGCUAACUCGGAGGAUCUUAAUCGUUUAACAGCAUGUACUCUAGUUCUCUUGAGUCAUGUAUUUUUAAGCAUUGGUAACUCCAAAGAGAGCAUGAAUAUGGUGACACCGGCAAUGCAGGUAGCUUCCAAGAUACCAGAUAUUCAUGUCCAACUAUGGGGAAGCGCUAUUCUAAAAGAUUUGCACCGAAUGUCCCGUGAUACAAUUCUUGAGUCAGAAGCUUAUAACAAUCACUUGGCAUUCUCUCAGACUCUACUAGCAGAUCACUAUAAAUGCACAAAAUCAUCUGAGCACAAUCUCAUCAAUUGGUUUACAGGACUUCCACCCACGUCUAAUUUAGCCACUGAAUCAUGCUCCAGUGUAACUGCAAGCUGUGAAAUGAACAUGAGUUCCAGUUCAACAGCAUUUUCAUCACAAUAAAUUAAAUUGAAGUUCACUUUGCAGUAGAGGUCUAGAUCUAAGAAGAAUAAUAUGAUGCACAUCCCAUGUGGACCUCUACUGUAUUUUAACAUUUUGAGGUGUUAAAAAAUAGUAAUAAAAAAAAGCUUCUUGGUGUCUUCAAAUACAGUAAUGAAUAUUUGUUAGGUCAUAUUAUAACGAUAAAACGACACAAAAAAUCCUGAUAAAUUACUACUAUUAAAUGACGGAAUAAAAAUAAUACAUUUGACUAAGAAA
This is a messenger RNA of Lutzomyia longipalpis, 2213 nucleotides long. RefSeq names its product MAU2 chromatid cohesion factor homolog (gene Mau2). Gene Ontology annotation, molecular function: protein binding; double-stranded DNA binding. Gene Ontology annotation, cellular component: SMC loading complex; chromatin. Gene Ontology annotation, biological process: mitotic sister chromatid cohesion; maintenance of mitotic sister chromatid cohesion. The transcript is spliced from 6 exons. The record is from RefSeq and is a predicted model, not a curated record. Bases 108 to 1958 code for a protein of 616 amino acids. Lineage: Eukaryota; Metazoa; Arthropoda; Insecta; Diptera; Psychodidae.